Suillus bovinus is the source of this 1871-nucleotide messenger RNA. RefSeq names its product glycosyltransferase family 69 protein. The record is from RefSeq and is a predicted model, not a curated record. The transcript has 6 exons. Bases 368 to 1678 code for a protein of 436 amino acids. NCBI's taxonomy places the organism in Eukaryota, Fungi, Basidiomycota, Agaricomycetes, Boletales, Suillaceae.
GAACUCUUAAAAAGAUUCUCGGUUCGGAAUCAAUGCGCAGUACACCGACCCUAAUAUUGUGCGCCCGCUGAUCGCAAUGCUUCAAUUUCAUCCCCCAUGUCUUCUCUCCCUUAUGCCGGCCGUCUUCUCAGGAAACUAAAUGUCCCCUUCAUCACUCGUUUCCUUCUCGCAAUAAAGCGCAACCCUACUCUCUUCUCCUUCUCCAUCUUCCUGGCAAUUUACAUCGCAACAGAAAUCAUCUUCUCCAUAUCAUUUUUCGCGGCUCUUACUGGAUGGCUACCCGCUUUUCCUGCGACGUGGAGAUUCCUGCUUAUACUCCUCUUCGUAAUUGGAUGGAGGCGUGGGCAUCUCCGAGCAAGGAUAUGGCAUGCUUCAGCGACACCCUAUCGACAGCCCCUUCGACGUUGCUGACGAAGAACACGCGUUGCUAGAAACAGCCGAAGAUGGUAGUGAGCGCUCUUCUAGGCCUGUAUCUCCGACUGCGCAUCUGGUGGCGCAUCAGACUCAUAAAUCAUGGUGGAUACAGCUUAUAAUAUACACCAUCCUGUUUUGUGUGAGUACAUGGGUCGGAGCGCAUUAUGAACAGCCAGGCGAUGUGCGCUAUAGAGAUGCAGUCCAGUCCGCCGUUGCACAUCCGUUAAGACAAGGGCAUGGGAAACAAGAAAAAAUAUUCAUCGCUGCGAUAUUCUACGACAACGAACUAGUGAUACCCUACUGGCACAACUCUCUCAUCAAAGCUAUUCGUUAUCUCGGUCCAGACAACGUCUUCGUCUCUAUCGUCGAGAGUUACAGUACUGAUACCUCACCUAAGCUUCUUCAAGAACUAGAUGCAGACCUUGCACUCAUGGGCGUGUCGCGGCGCAUACUCACAGGAGACGAGUCCAUAUCCAGACCUAACUAUUUCGGUGGGAGGGAGCGCAUCGAAUUCUUGGCCGCCACUCGUAACCGCGCACUUGAGCCCCUAAUGGAAGGAGGAUACGAUAAAGUCGUCUUCUCGAAUGACAUAUUUAUUGAACCCGAGUCUUUGGUGGAGUUACUGGAGACGAAUGAUGGAAACUACGAUAUGGCAUGCGGUCUAGAUUUUGGGCAUUUUGGCGCAUAUGAUAUGUGGGUUCUCCGAGAUCGACAAGCAAAGCUCACAAGUGGAAUAUGGCCAUAUUUCUUUGACGAAGCAGACUAUCGCGCGAUGCAGACAGAUUCUCCCGCGCCUGUAUUUUCCUGCUGGAAUGGUAUCGCUGUCUUCGCUGCAGAUCCUCUCAUUCCUGUACCCUUACGCUCCAACCGCACGCUUUCCACCGACCCUUUACCGUACGAACUACCCUCGACACACCCAGCUGCACAAGAUCUUUCCAUGCGCGGUCCCAGUCCCGCUCUGACACCCCCAAUACAGUUCCGCGUAUCUGCUCCGGGAGAAUGUUUUUCGUCCGAAAGUUUCUUAUUGCCAUAUGACCUGAGGCGACAGUUUAAUCUGCAGCACAUAUACGUCAACCCAAGGGUAAUCACUGCAUACAAGUGGAGAUAUUAUGCAUACUUCAAAUGGUUUAUGCGCCAUCCUGUACUCCGGUGGUGGAUCGAAAAGGUGUACAACGGGGCAUGGAUGGCGAGAAGUGUCUUUGUUGUGGGCGAUGCUACUCAGGUGUAUCGAUGGGAUGGGGGGGAUUGUCAUCCGUGGUAUUGAGCCAGACAAUUUAGACGCACCAGCUAUGGACUGCAUAUAUGGUACCACCUAGAGCGCUGCAGUAUUACCGCCUGCAUCAUACAUAAUACUUAUUAAUACAGUUUGUACAUCACCCAAAGAUGGAUUCGACUAGGCUAUAUUAUCGUCUCGUCGGGUGGAGGUUGAAAUUUCAAAGUUCGUGGUUUGACUUCAA